Molecule: messenger RNA, 1451 nt
Organism: Vicia villosa (hairy vetch)
Lineage: Eukaryota; Viridiplantae; Streptophyta; Magnoliopsida; Fabales; Fabaceae
Product: cytochrome c6, chloroplastic-like
Exons: 7
Coding region: 80-607 (175 amino acids)
Molecular function (GO): iron ion binding; electron transfer activity; heme binding
Source: RefSeq, a predicted model, not a curated record
AUUGCAAAGGAACAUCUAUCCCAUUCUAUAACAAGUGGACUAUAUGUGCCCGCAUAGUUCAUAUUAGAUAAGAAACGAAAUGAAGCAUGGUUGCUUAAUUUCCGGUUGUACUGGUUACAAUAAUCUCAUCCCCGUUAAGGAUAACUUGAAAAAGGAAGAGAACCAGUUGAAGCUCAUUCCUACAAAGACAAAACAAGUCAAGUUUUUCAAAACCCUGGCUCCUCCUCUUGCGGCUGCAUUCCUGCUUUUUUCUCCUAUUUGCGUCCCUCCAGUUUCAAGUGCCCAAACCAUAGAUAUCCUAAGAGGAGCCUCCUUGUUCCAACAAACGUGUAUUGGAUGUCACGAUGCAGGUGGAAACAUUAUACAACCAGGAUCAACUCUAUUCACAAAGGAUUUACAAAGAAAUGGAGUUGAUACAGAAGAAGAAAUCCACCGCGUCACAUACUAUGGCAAAGGAAGAAUGCCGGGAUUUGGUAAAGAGUGCAAGCCUCGAGGGCAGUGUACAUUUGGAGCUCGUUUGGAAGAUGAAGAUAUCAAGAUAUUGGCUGAGUUUGUCAAGUUACAAGCUGAUAAAGGGUGGCCAAGUAUAGAAAUUGAAGAAAAAUGACUUAGCAAUUGAAACGUCUCUCUUCCAUCCUGUCCUAAUGAAUUGGUAUAACCCCCACAGAAUCAAACCAACAACCAAGAUAGGAACGAUCCUCAUACUGGUGACAAUCAAAACUUGACUAUUUUGAGAAGAAUUUUCCUUAUCGAAAGGAACAUCAGUAUCGUAUGUGGGAACAUAAAAUAACGUUCCAACCACCUUCUCAAACUUCAAGAAAUGGAAAACUAGGGAAGAAGACCAACUUGCAAUUUCAACCAUACAUGAUUCGCGGCGAGCGCAGUCGUAAAAAGGAGCCCGCAUUAAGAUGAGGGUCUUACAACUUCAUCAUCUAGCACAAUAAGCCAAAUCCAAUGAGCUCGGGCAAACAAGGCUCCCACACCUUUUCUUUUAAACGACUAGCUCUAAACUCAUGUGGUCACUAACGUGGAUUCACCCUAAGUGAGAAAUAACACACUUUGCAACUUACUCAUAAAGGGCCGAAUAUCAAAUGAUGAAUUGAACACCUUACUUAUAGACUUAUCGGCGGUAGUUAACAGGUAAUCAACACUUUUUGAGCUCCAAAACAAACAACUUGGAGAGGUUAAAAUUUCAAAUUACCCCCAUUUCCAACCUCCCAGAAUCCAGCACAACGUGAUCACUAACUACAUUGACAACUCGCCCUAACAGCAAGGAAGGGCUAAGGGUAACCUAAAGCAUAGGCCCGAUUACCCCGAGCCGAGAAACACUCCCGAUACAUUUCGAACAAGAACAUGGAAGAUCAAAGGCUAGAGGCCAUUGUUGCCAAAGAAUUGUACUUUCCUCAUCCUCCAAAGAUGAUCAGUGCAUUUUCAUGUACAUUCUUCCACUG